AAAGGUUUUUUAGUGGUGUUUCUAUCUAAAACACACGUGUAAAUGAAAGACGUGUCAUUUUUGGACCGGGUUUUUCUAAAAUUCGGGAGAAAAUAGCACAAAAAUGGUGCCUGAAAUGUACUAUGAAUACUUUUAACCGAAAAGAAAGCCCAGAAACUUAAUUUGAAGCUGAAAUUAGACGAAAAUUGCAAUGUUCAUGACUAAACGACUCCAAUCACACUCCGAAUCCGGUUGAAUUUCUGCAUCACUAUCUAACAACCGGCCGGCUCGCUGUUUUGCAUGUGGGGAAGGGGUGGAAAUUAUUAUUUUUAAUUUUGUAUUUCUUCAAUCAGAACGUACACUGCUCUCCUUCACAAUGAACGGUAUCCAGCUCUGUCUGGUGUUGGGUUUGGUAGUAUGCAGCCUGGGCCUGACACCAAACACCUUCCUUAAUAGUGAUGACUUCAAAAGGCUAGAAGAGCUGUUUCAGGGCCACCUCACUGCAAAGAAGGACCUGCAGUCUGUCCACUAUGCUGCACUAGGUGUAAAAGUGAUAGGGAAGGUGGCAUCAAAUGCUCAGGAUGUUUGUAAAUACCUCAAGAGCCAGGUAACCCAGGAGCCGACUGAUCUCUACUAUGUGGCCAAGGCUGCAGCUGCCCUGCCCGGCUGCAAACUCACAAUGCCAGCUGAUGUUGUUCAGAAUCUGCAAAAGAGCGCGUCAGACAAGGCCACGGUGUCUGAGCUGUACCAUUCUACAGGCGCUCUGCUCGCCCUCGGUAACACCAUCAACAGCAAGACCAUCUCCCAGGCACUGCAGGCCGCGCUCAAGAAGGAUGACAGCGUCCUCAACCUGGGCUACGCGUUCCACCUGGCCGCCGAGCUGGACGGCGACCUGACGCCGUUCCUGGACCGGGUCGAGGACGCCGUCGUACAGGCCGACGAGGUGGAUCACAAGUACCUGCAGUACGAGGGCGGCGUCGGCAUCACCUCCACGGUGGUGACGGGCGCGUACCGGCUGGCGGAGAAGGCCAACAAACGGCCGGCCAUCACCGACGAGCAGGCGGUCAAGUUCGCCAACUACCUGGUCAAUCGCAAGGCGAUCCAGUCGGUGAAGGGCGCCUACCACCUGGUCAACGGGCUCACCAUGUUCUGUACCAACAAGUUCCACCUGCCGGCGGUGGUGUCGCUCGCCUCAUCGGCCGCCCUGAGCUCGGCCAAGCCCAAGCUGACUGUGCAGGUCACAGAUCUGCUGGGCCGGCCACUGCCGCACGACAUCACGCUGCUGGCAGAAUCGGCCACCCGACAGGAGGACGACGCCGUCGUCGUCAGCAAGAGCCCCUUCACGCCGUCAAAGUCGGACAAGUCCCAGUUUGAGCUGGACAUGCUGGCUUCGACGCCCGGCCGAGGCUUCUACCGUCUGGUGGUCUCCGCCAAGCCGAGCAAGCCUGACGCCCGGCUCAUCGGCAACACGGGAGCCGAGCUACGCGUCAAAGUGCUGACUCAGAUGUCGCUGGAGAACGUGGAACUGGGAGUGACCGACUCCGAUCAGACCUCGGCGCCUCGUAUGAACACGGUGGUGCAGCACAGCAAGCUGGCCACGGUGCUCGAGGCGGACGUGCACCAGAAACUGGUGCUCAAAUUCACCAUCCUGGACAAGCAGACCAAGAAGCCGAUGCGCUGCCACCAGGCGUUCGUCCGCCUGGAGCACCAGAAGACGGGCCGCGAGCUUAUCUUUGUCGCCGAGCCGGACAACUCGCUCGUCUACAAACUGGACGUGUCGGUGGACGCCCAGGCCAAGAAGCCCGGCGUGCGCGCCGGAAAGUACGCGGUGCAGCUGCUGAUCGGCGAUCCGGUGGUGGAUAACGCGCUGGCCUGGACGCUGGCCGACGUGGUGCUGCAGUUCCCGGACGGAGACAAGGCCGACCCGGUCGACAUCUACGCCCCGAAACCCGAGAUCAAGCACACGUUCCGGGAGCCGGAGCCGCGUCCUCCCGCCGUCAUCUCCAGCGUGUUCACGGGCCUGGUGCUGGCGCCGCUGCUGGUGAUGCUCAUCCUCUGGGCCCGGGUCGGCAUCAACGUGCGUCAGUUCCCCAUCUCGCUGUCCGCCAUCGGAUUCCUGGCCGGUAUCGGAGCCAUUUUCGCCCUGUACGUCGGCUUCUGGCUGCAGCUGAACAUGUUCACCACGGUCAAGUACCUGUUCGGCAUCGGCGUGGUGACGUUCCUAUGCGGCCACGACACACUCGCCCGCCUGGCGGCCAAGCGCAAACAGAAGGUGUGAGGGGCGGUCGCGUCAGCCCGCGCUGGGAGGUGCGGCUCCCUCCAUUCCAGCCUGUGUGUCUGUCUGUCCGUUUGUGUGUGUGCCUGUGUGUCCGGGGCGGUCUGCUUGUGAUGACCGGCAGUGUGGUUUGUAUCACUGCCUUACGCGCGCGGCACACACGUCACGUCACAACCAAAUCGGAGCACGCCGCGGGAAGGCUGGCGGCGAGACACUGGACGAACGGGGUCGGUGGUUGUCGCGAUCGUCAGAGGAAACUUGCACGAGUGAAGGUUGUGCGUGUAGGUAUGUGUGUUAUUUCAUACGGCCUGGCCGGGGAGGGACUCGCGUCGACUGGUGAUAGGGAGCAGACUGUGCGGUCAGGGACUCUGUGGCGCCGGCCGACCCCACGGACCGGGGUCAGGGACUGGGUCAGGUGGUGCCGGCCGACCCCACGGACCGCGGUCAGGGACUCGGUGUGACGGCAGAACGUGAUGCGGUGUGACACGCGCUUCUGUUACGGUCAGAGCAUUACCUAUCACUAGCAUCGCCCAUUCGUUUCCUCGAGGUUUGCUGGUUGAAGCCAGUUUUUUCGAUACCAUCGAAAGAGCAAUCAACUUAAUUCUAACAGAACGUGAUAGGCCUAAGAAAUUGUGAUUUCCCCUUUGUUGUGAUGGUAUCUUUAUGAUGUGUGAAGCCGGAGUUCAAUACAUUCGGGACGAAAA
This is a messenger RNA of Amphibalanus amphitrite, 2958 nucleotides long. It is a transcript of the gene OstDelta, whose product is annotated as dolichyl-diphosphooligosaccharide--protein glycosyltransferase subunit 2-like. The record is from RefSeq and is a predicted model, not a curated record. Gene Ontology annotation, cellular component: membrane; oligosaccharyltransferase complex. The coding region runs from base 356 to 2257 and encodes 633 amino acids. NCBI's taxonomy places the organism in Eukaryota, Metazoa, Arthropoda, Thecostraca, Balanomorpha, Balanidae. Gene Ontology annotation, biological process: protein N-linked glycosylation. The transcript has 14 exons.